GUAAAAGAAAAGGGAACUUCACUCGCUUGAUGGCCAUUGAAAGACAGGAGCAGUGAGCUGAGGCCCGGAGGCUCCCUGGGAGGUGGUGUUCUUUAUGCCCAGGACGUGCUGAACACGCGUUGGGAUGAGGUACCUUCUCCAAUAUGUCGCGUGUUUCUUCGCCUUCUUCUCUGCUGGGUUUUUGAUAGCAGCCACCUGGACAGACUGCUGGAUGGUGAACGCUGACGACUCCCUGGAGGUGAGCACGAAGUGCCGUGGUCUGUGGUGGGAAUGCGUCACCAACGUGUUCGAUGGGAUUCAAACCUGUGACGAGUAUGACUCUAUAUUUGCCGAGCACCCCUUGAAGCUGGUGCUGACCAGAGCCAUGAUGAUCACAGCAGACAUCCUGGCGGGGUUUGGAUUCGCUUUCCUGAUCCUGGGACUUGACUGUGUCAAAUUCCUCACGGACGAGCCCACCAUCAAGCUGCGCAUCUGUCUCGUGUCUGGAGUUACGUUGCUCAUAGCAGGCUUCCCGGGCCUUAUUGGCUCAGUAUGGUAUGCCCUCGGGGUGUACGUGGAGCGCUCCACCCUGGUUUUGCACAAUGUGUUUCUUGGCAUCCAGUAUAAGUUUGGCUGGUCUUGUUGGCUCGGAAUGGCUGGGUCCCUGGGCUGCUUCUUAUCUGGGGCUGUGCUCACCUGCUGCAUGUAUCUCUUCCGAGAUGUUGGCUCUGGGAGGUUCUAUCCCCCCAAUUCCUUCAGGAAGAUGUAUUCCCCAGCUGGAACGACUGUGGCAAACACAUACUAUCCAUCGUCUCAGACAGCGACUGCCAAAAUGUACGCAAUGGACACCAGAGUGUGAGGAACAGCAAAUGAGGAGACUAGAGCUCUGCUUUUAUUUUGAACUGCUUAUUCAGAGGCCUGGCCUCCAGCGUUUGUGAGGGGGAUCCUCACAGAUACGUGUAGAAUGGCUUGAAAUAAAAUCAUCACCUUCAGCAACAAGGCAAGAAAGCAGCUGCCAGGAAGGAUCACGAAUGCAGGACUCCCACUGAGUUGCAUUCUGAGAGGUGCUAAGCACCAGCUGAGUUCCAUUCAUCUUGCUGUUCAGCCUCAGUCAAAAUUUGGCCCAUUGACUUCACUGUGAGUUGAAAGAAAUCAGCUGUUUGCAGGAGUGGGCACCUACCGUGUUGUAUAAAGAAACCAAAACACGAAGGGGGCGGUGGGACUCACAGAGCUAAUCCAUGUGUGAUAAGGCGCUGACAGACCAGGGAGACCACACAUAUGGGCCUCCGCUGAAAGGCGGCUGGGCCGCCAGGUCAACAUCUGGAAUCCAUGUAGUCAGGACGUAGGCGUGUCCUCUCGAGAGCAACAACAGAUCGGUAGAGAAGGGAACGGGCUGUACUAACCUGCACCCUCCCCUGCUGUCUGUGCCUUAGGCUCGCCCACAAAUCACCAGCUGGAGAAAACGCGGUAUGGGCAGAUGCGUUCUGCCCUGCGAAAUGAGUAGCUGAUCAGGCAACCCAUUUGGGAUUCUCUGUUGCCCAGCUCUGGAAAUCCUAAUUCAGUACUUAACCAUUCCCUUCCUGAGUCAGACAAGGACAGAUUGGGUGAGGAUGCAGAACUGGCCUUGUCUCAUGAUGAAUGGAUUAACUAGGAGCUGAUAUAACUGACUGUAAAAUCCCUUUGACCGGAACCCCCUUUAAAUCAAAACACUUUCUUAUCCAAUUCAGAGCUAUUUUACCGGGCAUGAAAUCUACAGCCCUUACGUAGCUCUUGGGUAGGCUAGAAUGUAGGCCUUUUCUUCAUUAGGAAAAAAAAUUGUGUUUUUAACAAAUUAGCUAACAAAAGCUAAAACCCCAGUGUAGACAGGGCAAUUUUCAACAUGUUUGCUGGUAGCCACAGACCGUGGGUGGGAGUCUCAAGUUUAACUCACCCAGUUUAGCAUGUGUUAAGUCGACACUCCUUGUCUAGACAAGCGUUUUAGAACAGGUUAGUUAGCAUAGCUUAGCUAAUGUGGCAGCAAUGCAUUUUUAUCCCCAUCUAGCCGAGAUGCUAGGCACUUCCCGGUACUAUUGGAAUGGCUCUCUUGGAUUCAAGGGACAGGAUGAGUGUCCUUUAGGUGUAUAAAUGCAGGUGCUUUAUGAAAAAUAGAUAUUGUUUGUAAAUAACCUCUUUGAUUAGUUUAUUUCCUUCCCUGUAAAUAGAUACUGAUUUCCGAUUGCAGCACACCCAAUAAAAUGGUCUUAUAAUAAAAUAGUUAAAUCUGUAUUACCCAUUUUGUCUGUAAUAUUUCACCCUCUUGUUACUUUCCUCAGCCUCAG
This is a messenger RNA of Mauremys mutica (yellowpond turtle), 2297 nucleotides long. It is a transcript of the gene CLDN16, whose product is annotated as claudin 16. Gene Ontology annotation, molecular function: structural molecule activity. Gene Ontology annotation, cellular component: bicellular tight junction; plasma membrane. The record is from RefSeq and is a predicted model, not a curated record. Gene Ontology annotation, biological process: bicellular tight junction assembly; cell adhesion. Lineage: Eukaryota; Metazoa; Chordata; Testudines; Geoemydidae. Bases 125 to 838 code for a protein of 237 amino acids. The transcript is spliced from 5 exons.